Didymella exigua CBS 183.55 is the source of this 1977-nucleotide messenger RNA. RefSeq lists its product as uncharacterized. NCBI's taxonomy places the organism in Eukaryota, Fungi, Ascomycota, Dothideomycetes, Pleosporales, Didymellaceae. The transcript has 4 exons. The record is from RefSeq and is a predicted model, not a curated record. Bases 1 to 1977 code for a protein of 658 amino acids.
AUGGAGGGCCAGGAUCACAACGCCAAGGCCGUGAAACGCUCUCAGCCGACUGUGCCCAUCCAACAAGACUUCUUGUUCGUCGAUGCAUCUGAAGCAAAGGCAUCGCGCCAGGGACGGCGCAAUGCUCGCUCGUUCGUCAUGCAGAAGGCGAGGAGGGCGCGGCCAUGGUCCACGAGCAAGCAAGCCGCAAAGCAGAGGGCCCAAGGAAGUGCGAGCCCCCCAAGUGUAGGCACACCCAACUCGCUAUCAACUCCAAAUACAGCGUCGUCGAGUCCUACUUCUGAGUCCAGUCGAAAUGGCUACUUCCCAGCUUUUGAACAGACGAGUUCUGGCAUGUUCGAGCGAGGUGUGUGCUCAAAUUGUCAAAUCUUUGUUGCCCGCCAUGGGCAAACAUUGUGCCCGAAGUGCGUCUUACUUUUACCUACUGGUUCUGUAAAAGAACCGAACAACAGUACUCUUGAUCCUUUUGGGGCUUCGGCUCUCAAGUUAGACAGGGAGAUGUCAGAGCUACUUGAUCAUUUCGUCCAUGAGAUGGUUCCCGGAGUGAUUGGAGUUGAUGUUCGACGCAAGUCGACCUUGAUGAAGUCAGAGUGGUUCGACAUCGCACUGAGUAACAAAGGCUUCAUGCAUAGUUUGCUCAGUACAGCUGCAUUGCACAUGUUCGUUUUUGGUAAAGGUACCGUGAAAUCAAUCCUUGAUCACCGCGCAAAGGCUAUCUCGGCAGUAAAUAAGGCUUUGUCGACACAGGAUCUUGCUGUUCGUGUAUCGGACGCAACUCUUGGUACCGUCUUUAACCUCUUGACCGUGGAGGAAGGUCUGAUGAUGACCCACUUCAAGAAUGAGAUACCGUUCAACGAACAGCCAAAUGCCAUGGACAUGCAUUUGACCGGCCUGCGAGAGAUGCUGAGUUUGCGCGGCGGCUUAGAAGCUGUUGGCACCAAUCGCAUUUUACAAGCCUUUAUACUUUGGCAUACUACAGCUCACGCGAUAGCACAUUUCAAUGCACCCUACCCCACGACUCUAACGUACAUCCGCGCGGCAGAUCUUCCUCACCAUCCACGAGGCUACAGCCCGAAUUAUUCACAGCAUCUUGUCACUUUGUGCUGCUACGCAGGUCUUGCAAAAUCCCUUACUGAGUUGCUGGAAUCUGUGCUGAUACUCGCUGCCGACUUGAACGCAUGGUACGAUGAUCCAGAGAGUCUACUUAAUGCGCUUGACGUGCAGAACUUCUCCUGCUCACUCGAGUGUUUGCUGCUCGCAUGGAUCCAUGAAAAAGAACCUCUUAUCACGCCUCUCGAAGGCGCUCUCUGCGUUGCGCUAAUCAUCUUCACUGUACGGACGACCGAAGCGCUUAAACGACCGUCCGAUAUCCACCUGCUACACUUCGCCGCUAGCAAGCGGCUCGAAAGUGCGCUCAAUUGCACUACGCGGGCAGAGUGGCAAUCGUGUCCGGAUCUGCUUCUUUGGAUCUUGUCCAUUGGUGCUAUCUCAGCCGAGUGCUCAGCAGAGAGUGCGUGGUUUACUCAUCAGUCUUCGCUGGCAUGCGCCGAGUUCAACAUCGACUCUGCAGAAGCACUACUGGAACGACUAAGUACCUGUGGCUGGGUCAACUACAAGCUCGACGAUCCCGUCGGCCGUCUGUGGAACAGGAUCGUCCACCUCAGACUCGAACCAUACUUGAACGUACCAUCGCCGAACAUAGGAAACGCUGAUAGCCCUCCUGGGCCGUUACAAAACAAUCUCAAGGAAACGGAGCUUACCGAUUGGCGCACCACUGACUGGGCCGCCAUUGUUGCAGCUACGCCUGUACAAGAGGCGGAGACCAGUAAUGCAGGAGUAAGUUGGACAGUAGCAACAGCGACUGGAUCUGAUGAUGUUUUCGGCGAUACUUUGCUUCAUUCUAGACGCGAUCACGGAGGAUACGGAUUGCUAUGUUUGUACCCUGUUUUAUUGCUUCGAUCGUUGCGACUGCGAUAG